Messenger RNA from Ruditapes philippinarum (Manila clam), 8765 nucleotides. Its product is annotated as probable serine racemase. Gene Ontology annotation, molecular function: pyridoxal phosphate binding; ATP binding; L-serine ammonia-lyase activity. Gene Ontology annotation, biological process: L-serine metabolic process; pyruvate biosynthetic process; D-serine biosynthetic process. Lineage: Eukaryota; Metazoa; Mollusca; Bivalvia; Venerida; Veneridae. The record is from RefSeq and is a predicted model, not a curated record.
GGCACAAUAGCUGUGGAGUUUCUCGAGCAGGUACCGGAACUAGACGCGAUCCUUGUACCUUCCAGUGGUGGAGGAAUGGUGGCCGGUAUCGCCAUAGCAGCAAAGUUUAUAAAACCAGAUGUCAAAGUGUUUAUUGUUGAGCCUCAGGGUAAAGAUGUAGAGAGAUGUUUACAGGCAGGUGAGCGAUUAUGGCCAAAUCCACCGAGAUUCCUCAACACUAUAGCAGAUGGUAUAAGAUUACAACAACUAGGUCAUGUGACCUGGCCAAUCAUUCUGGAGCUUGUAGAGAAACAAGUUUUCUCACUUAACAAUGAUGAAAUAAUUGAAGGAAUGAAGUUUUGUUUUGAAAGAAUGAAGUUAGUGAUAGAGGCUGCAUCAGGAGCUGGUGUAGCUGCAGCCAUGUCUGAGAAAAUGAGGAACAUGGAUGACAGUAUACAGAAUGUUGGUGUAAUCCUCUGUGGUGGCAACACUGAUAUCAACCAUCUACCUUGGUAUAACUCUUAGAUAAAACAAUUCUUGGAUUUAAAUAAUUUCAAAGAAGAUGAAGAAGGUUGGGUUGCUGUGUAUAGGACAUUGUUAAAACCUAUUUUACUCCAAAAGGUUAUUGUUAUUUUGUAUGUUAUGGAUUUUUUUUUAUCAGAAGAUUAGUUGAUAAGGGCUAAAGAUAAUGUAAUUCUAUACACAUUUGAGCCGCGUCACGACAAAACCAACAUAGUGCGUUUGUGACCAGCAUGGAUCCAGACCAGCCUGCGCAUCCACGCAGUCUGAUCAGGAUCCAUGCUGUUUGCUUACAAACCCUAUUACAAGUAGAGAUACUGAUAGCGAACAGCAUGGAUCCUGAUCAGACUGUGCGGAUGCGCAGGCUGGUCUGGAUCCAUGCUGGUCGCAAACGCACUAUGUUGGUUUUGUCGUGACGCGGCUCAUUUGUUUUUGUGGAGAAUUUAGGUUGUGGUAUCAUCACAUUUUUAAUUUCUAUUUUCAUUUUCAGAUUGGAAUAAAACUUACAUUUUUAGUUUUUAAAACUAAAAAACCACUUUAAUUUGAAAUCCUUAAGAUUCAUAAUUAUGUGUGAUAAAAUGUUUACUCAGCAAUAUCUUUGUACAGUAUAUUUAAGAAAUAAUAUAUCCCAAACAGUGAUUUUAUCGCUCAAUAACAUCACUGUUUGGAGUUCGGAUGCGACGAAUUAUAUCACGAGGGCGUAGCCCGAGUGAUAUAAUGAUGCGCAUCCGAACGACAAACAGUGAUGUUAUCAAGCGAUAAAAUCACCGAUUUUGAUAUAUUAUUUCGAUUCUAACACGACAUCAACAAAUCAAUGCUGCUGUACCUGAUAUUAAGCAAAAUUGCGACUGAUUUGUUUACGUACUUAUUUUCAGCGCGUCACAUUUUCAGUGGUUACGUCACGUGUAUAAUGAUUACGUCACAUAUCUAAAUAUAGAACGUCAAACUGUGACUUUAUAGCAUAAUAACACACACUUUCGGUUCUUCUAUGUUCAAUAGGGAAAAAUACGGGUCGUGUUAGAAUUAUUCAUUUAUAUCAAAGAACAUCAAACUUUUGACUUUUUGAAAGUACAAAAUGUACAGUAUUUAUAAUGUAGAACUUUGAAAUAUUUUUUGUUCCAUUGAAGAAUGGACUUUAUGUUUUGACAUUUAAAAGUAAAAUAUUUUUCCUUUUUUAAAUUUUUUGUUGCUGGGAAAAUAAAAAUAUAGGUUUUCAAUUUUUAAAAGUAGAAAUCAGUUUUAAUUUGAAAAAAUUAAGUUAAAAAUUGUUGUAUUACAUGUAUUGGGUACAUUUAAUUAAAUUUGUACUCUUUUGUUAUACACUAUUUAAUUUAAUUAAUAUCUUAUUAUUAUCUAUUUAAAAUACGUACAUGUAUAAUCAAACUAAUAAUAUUUAAAAAAAUAAUUUUUUCAAAGAUUUUUUAUUUUUCAGGAGGACUUUUUAGAUAAAAUGAGUAAUUUAUAGCUCACCUGAGGACAAUGUCCUCAAGGUGAGCUUUUGUGAUUGCCCAUUGUCCAUUGUCCAACGUGCAUAAGUGUGUGCGUGUGUUCGUGCGUCAACUAUUUCUUUAAACAACUUCUCCUAAACCACUUGGCCAAAUCUGUUGAAUCAUUGCAGGGAUGUUUCUUGCAUGAAGCUCUACCAAAGUUGUUCAAAGAAUUAAAUUCCAUGAAAAACUCUGGUUGCCAUGGCAACCGAAAGAUUGUUUUUACAAAAAUCUGUAAAAAAACUGAAAGAGCUAGAGCUAAGAUAUUUGGCAUGAAAUAUCUUCUAGUAGAUGUUUACCAAGUUUGUUCAAAUAAAAGCUUUAGGGUCAAAAUUGACCCGCUCCAGGGGUCAAUGAUUUUCCUUAUAUGUAUAUAAUAAAAACUUGAAAAAUUUUCUUGUGAAAAUCCAGAAGAGGUAGAGCUUAGAUAUUUGGCAUGAAACAUCUUUUUAUAGAUUUCUACCAAGUUUGUUCAAAUAAAAUCCCUAAAAUCAGUCAUCGUCUGCUUAAACAGAUUCAUGUUUUUGCAUCAUGCUUCAGUGAAUCAAGUCUGCAGUCAGUUAUUGAUGACCCUUUGAGUACAGUAUCUAUUUGUUGGUCAAAGUCUUCAUUGUUGAAUAUAUCCUUGAGAGGCAUUCUGGACAGCUUAUUGCUUACUGGUAUUUGCUAACCAGGUACAAAUUUGACAUUCAAGUCAUAUUUGCUCAUUGUCAGUCACUUCCUCUGUAACCAAGGAGGACAUGCACAAAGAUUUUUCUGCAUGAUUGCGCAUAACGUUAAGUCACUGUGUACAGUCACUGUUCUGCCAUAAACAUAUUGAUGAAACCGUGUACAUGCAAAUACUAUUGCGUUUAAUUUUCUUUCUAUGUCUGUGUAGUGUGACUCUGUGUGGGUCAAUGUCUUGGAUGCAAAUGCUACUGGGCGGACAUCUUGGAAUAUAACAGACCCACUUCCAUAUUUGUCAGAUCCCAGUCUUUCUGGCUUUCUGGCUUAUUGUGAUCAAAAUAAGCCAAUACCAGACUUUCUGUCACAAUCGUUUUUAUUUUGUCAAAUGACAUGAACAUCCCACAUGAAAUUGACAUCUUUUUUCAAUAAUCUUCUCAUUGGACUGGUGCCCUCGGCCAAGUUUAGUGCAAAUUUUUGUAAAAAAAAUGCCAUGUCGAGCUUAUGCUCUAACUCUUGUUUUUGUCGAUGGAACUUUUAGAUUUGUUAUUGCCUUUAUUUUCAAGGGAUCAGGUUUCAGUACUGUUGAUGUGAUGAGGUGUCCGAAGAAAGACACUUCUAUGACACAUUUAUCUGGGUUCAACUUAAUACCUACUUACUUAGCCUUGUCAAGAGCCCUGUGUAAGUUUGUGUAGUUCUCCUCUCGCGAUCUUCUGUAAAUCAAAAUGUUGUCAACCGUCAAAUCCCUCAAAAAUUUCGUCAAUUUUCUGCAUGAAGAUAAUAAUUUUUAUAGCUUGAUGCUGAAAUACCAUACGGAAGUCUAAGCGAGUGGUAUCUGCCAAAUAUUGUGCUAAAGGUCUUCAGAAAAGAUGACUUUUCGUCUAGUUUUACACUCCAAUAAGCAUUUGUAAUGUCUAGUAUGCUGAAAUAUUUUGCGUCCGUCAGGUGUGAUGCCAUGUUGUCAUUAGUUGUCAAAGGGUAAUGUGGCCAUCAUAUUGCGUCAUUGAGGUUUUUAGGGUCAAUACAUAUCCUCAAUUUCCCUAUUUUUUUCUCAAAUAUCAGAAGAGAAUUAACAAAAUCUGUAGAUUCUGUUACUUUUGUUAUUAUCCUCUCUUUCUCCAUGUGCUAAGUUCAGUUUUAAUCGAUCUCUUAGUGCCUCAGGAACCGUGCGGGCGGAUAAAUGAUAGGUAUUGCAUCUGGCCUAAUGUGUCAUUUACUUUUACCUGGGUAGACCAGCCUCUGGAGGAUGUAAUCAUUUAUGUUGAGUUUCUUCAGCUAGCUGUGUCUAAUUUGAAAUUGAGGUAUGUGGAAAGGGCCAACCUUUAUUUGGACGAAUGCACGUUCAGUAAGAGAAGAAAAAUUUACCGUGUCUUUGCAAAAUUCUGUAUUUUCCUCUGCACCUGAAACACUUUUUUAAAAUCCAUUUACAGAACAAAUGUUAUGUACAUUCCUGUUUUUUGAUCUACAUACACUGGCAAAAUGGUUUAAGUUUCCACAAUAAUGGCAUGUCAAGUUUUUGCCUUGACAGAUGUGCUUCUUUUGUCCACAGUUUGAGCAAUUUCCAGCCUUGGAGUUUCCUGCUGCUUGUUUGUGUUAGUCAAUUUGUUGUUGUUGUUGAUGAUGAUGAUGGUGCUGGCGAUGAUUAGGGUGUUUAUUAUGCUCCCCGAAAAAUUUCGGGGGAGCAUUUAGUCGGCGCCUUGUCCGUCUGUCCGUCUGUCCGUCCGUCCGUCUGUCCGUCCGUUGUCUUGUCCGGAGCAUAACUUGAAAACCCUUGGAGAUAAUUUGUUGAAACUUCAUACUGUGGUUAGGGGCAUCGAGGGGGAUUGCAGUGUCAAAGAACCAUAACUCUAUUUUGCCUGAUUUUUGAAUUAUCUCCCCUUAUAGAAAAAUCUUGUCCGGGGCAUAACUCUAAAACUAUAAGAGAUAUCAACAUGAAACAUUGUAGGUAGAUAGAUCUCAUUGAGUAGAGGUGCAGUGCAAAAGAACCGUAACUCUGUUAAGCCUUAUUUUUGAAUAAUCUCCCCUUUUAGAAAAAUCUUGUCCAGGACAUAGCUGUAAAACUAUAAGAGAUAUCAACAUGAAACUUUGUAGGUAGAUAAAUCUCAAUGGGUAGAUGUGCAGUGCACAAGAAUCAUAACUCUACCUUGCCUAAUUCUGGAGUUAUUGCCCUUUGUUUAUUUUUACUUUUUGAAUUGUCCAGGACAUAACUCGGAAAUCAUAAGAGAUAUCAUCAAGAAACUUUGUAGGUUGAUAGAUCACAUUGAUUAGAAGUGCAGUGCAAAGAACUGUAACUCUGCCUUGCCUAAUUUUGGAAUAAUUGCACUUUGAACUUUUUCCACGGACAUAACUCUGAAACUACAAGAGGUGUACUUUCCUGUGUCCAAAACCUUUUCGGGGAGCAUCACCCGGCUCAAACCGGGCUCUUGUUUCUUUGUUUGACGGUGUCUACAUUUUCUCUGCCUAUUGUCCUUAACAGUUCUUGGCAAUAUUUCAUGUUUUGCAUGAUGUGUAUUGUUUUUUCAAGUGUUAGUUUGUCACCUUCAUUAUUUUCACUUUAACUUCUGAAUACGAUCCUAUCGUGAAUCAUUCUGUCUGACUUGUCAAAUUGACAGUCCCUUACCCUGAUCUGUAGAUGUGUUAGGAAGGUAUCAAAAUUGUCAAGGCCCUGUGUCUGGUUGUUUAACUUGUAUCAUGCAAAUAUCAUCAUGGGUCAUAAUUUCUAAUUUGUGUGAAAAUACGAGUUGCCUUUUCAAGCAUUCAUGGAAUUAUGCUGACUUGUCAAGGUCAAGGUAAAAAAAUGUAAAAUGUUAAACUGAUAUCAUUACAAUUAUGUGCAUAUCUAGGACCCCAAAAAGCUGCUUGACAUAUAUCUUCUGUUCAAUUUAUUCAGGUGAGUGAUAUCAACCUACUUGUGCCUCUUGUUUUCAUUUUAAACUGGAUUUUAGAUAGAAAAAAUUCUUUCAAUAGUAUGAAAUUUAGGUUGUCAUUUAUACAUUCUGUUGAAAUUUCAACUUUAGCUCACCUGUCACAAAGUGACAUGGUGAGCUUUUGUGAUUGCUUUUCAUCUGAAAUUUUGAAAAUUGUUCAAAGAAUCCAAUUCCAUGCAGAACUCUGGUCGCCAUGGUAACUGAAAGAGCUAGAGCUUAAAUCUUUGGCAUGAAGCAUCCUCUAGUCAGUGUCUACCAAGAUUAUUCAAAUAAAAGACCUGGGCUCAAAAUUGGCCCCGCCCCGGGGGUCAUUGAUUUUCCUUAGUUGUUUAUAAUAACUUAAACAAUCUUCUUUUAAAAAAACCAAAUAUCUAGAGCUUAGAUAUUAAUCAUGAAACAUCUUCUAGUGGGUGACUACCAAGAUUGUUCAAAUAAAAGCCCUAGUGUCAAAAUUUGCUCCGUGCCAGGGGAUUAUUGUUUUUCCCUUUAUGUAUAUAGUAAAAACUUAAAAAGUCUUCUUUUGAAAAACUCAAAUCAUCAUGAAACAUCUUCUAAUGGGUGUCUACCAAGUUUGUUCAAAUAAAAGCCCCAGGUUAAAAUUUGCCCGCCCUAGGGGCCUAUAUACAGGUGAGCAAUUUCAGGGCCAUCAUGGCCCUCUUGUUUAUGACUGUGUUAUAAUACUAACACUUGUACCCAGGUGCUUUAUAAUAAAAUUGUGUUGUUUAUGCAUUUUAUUUUAUUUAAAAUAAUAUAAUAUACAUAUAAUUUUGUACUUAUACUAGUCUUGAAAUGCAAUUAAUGAUGAAAGUGAGGGUUGUGAAAAGGAUGUUUAUAAUGUAACUUCUUUAUUUCAUACCAGUUCACUUUUUGAACUUCUGAUCUUUAUACCACAAGGUUUUGCAUUUGACCAGACCCUUUAUUGUGAGCUGAUCAGUAUUUGUAUCUUGAUUUUAGUAUGUCUUUUAUCAUUAGAAAUAGUUACAGAUUCCAUGCAGGAAUUAUUUGAUAUUGCAUUUUACAAAUUUAGCAGGGUAAGAGUUCAAACUAUUAUGCCACCUAUAAAAGGGGAUGGGGUUAUAAAUUUGCCUUGUCACACUGUCUUACUGUAGACCGACAAAACAGUGUGGAAUAUGAGGCAUCCGUCUGUGUCCUAUGGACACAUUUCUUGUGUUCAAAUAGACCUUGACAAUCUAAAUAGACCUAGACAAUCUAUAUUGUUUCUGUUAAAUACUGUGAGCUGAUAAUCAAGAGCGCAAUAAAGGACAUUUUAAUUUCUGCACAUUUCUCUAUCUUUAUGCUACAUUCAAAAAAGUAAUUAUAUUGAUGAUUAGCUCUCAACCCUGGGAUCAUGGGUUUCAGCCCUACUCUGCUCAGGACCAUGUUUACCUAAAUUAAAUAAUGUUUAUACUAAAUACAACAUUCAUAUUGAUAAAUUAUUGAUACUGUAAAUUUUGGUGUUAUUUUCCUUUUUUUUUCAUAGUUUGCUCAUUUACCGAUUUUUUAAAAAAAUUUGUUGAGUUCCGAAAGUUACUCAUUUUUAUUAGGGCAGUUUCUGGGCAUUAUGUAUUUUUAUGUUUAAUAACAUAUAUUUCAAUGUGUUCACACAUAAUGAAGUUAAAAAAACAAAUAGAUUAUUACAGUAUUAUGUUUAUUUAUUACAUUUACCUGUUGCUCAUGUAUAUGUAUAUAUACAAAUGUAAAUUUCAACAAAAAUCAAAAUUGUCUUAGCUUAGUAUCUAGCAAAAGUAUCACUUUUUGCAUGCUUAUAUACACCUAUAUGUCAGUCAAAUUAUAUUUUUUCAAUUUUAUUUUUUUAAGAGGCUUGGUCACCUUUUUAAUCCACAUUUUGAAACUUGUCAUUUUGUCAAAUCACUCAUUUUGUGUUUGAAAUUGUACUUUAAUGUUAGAGUUUGAAGCCAUGAUUAUAGCAAACUUCUUUCUUUUUUCAGGUUUUUGUAUCUUUUUCUGUUUUCUUUGCAGUUAAAUUUUAUUUUAGAUCUUGUCUAUGUUUAAAACAAAUUUAUUGUACAAAUGAAGGAAUAUUUAAAGAAAUCACAGAAGUAAAGUGUUAUAAUACUAACCUCUAUUUUUAUUACUCCAGAGAAAAAAUAUGUUGUAAUCAAGUCAAUAUCUUUUGUACUACAGUAUAGUUGCAAUAUCUUUUGUUGUGCAGUGUAAUUAUCUUGUUACAAUGUAUUUAAUUUGCAUUAAUUGAUAUUUUCUUUUAUUAUUUUUAAGAAAGCAUAAUGUUGUGAAUUCUAUAUUCAUAUUUAUUUAAACUUUUCUGUUUUGAAGAAAAAGUCAAACUAUUAUGAUUGCUAGAGUUUCGUUGUUGUUGCCAUCGGCCAUUAUCAUAGCAAAUUGGUUAUUUUUGGAACAUAAUUUUUUCAAAAGCUUGGGCAUUAGAUUAUUUACAAUCACUCAUUCUUUAUCGCUAUUACGGUUAUAAAUGGUUAAAAAUUAUUGAAUACCAAAUAUUGUGAAAAAUAAUGUUCCAGAAAUGACUGAUUUAUUACGAUAUUGGCCGAUGAUAGAAAGUUUUUGGCGGGAAAACAUUGCAGUAAGACUACCAUAAGUAGGAUUCUAUUUAUUUUCUUUAUUUUGGUAAAAAGUUUAAUAUGAGGGCAUCCCUCAUAUUCUAAGAAAACCCAGAAUUUGUAAAUAAGUCUUGACUGUUUCCAUGUUGUCUUCAACAAAUUUUUACCUGUGUAAUGUUUCAUCCAAUAUACAACAAUAUUACAUAAUUAUUGUUCGGUACAGUUUCAGUCCACCUAAAAUGACAUUGUCACAGCAUACAAACUGCGAUGUAUGCACAUUACUUAUGAAACAGAUGUUUACUUAGUCAUAAUGUGUUUUGUUAUAAUAAUUUUGUUUUUCUUGUAGAGGGGAUAUAUUACAAACAAAUAUAGUCAGGUUGUAAUAUGCAUCUUCAAUAAAAAAUAUUGAAUCUACGACUUAAUUCUGGAUAUUUCUAGAUCAUCCCUCGUACUUCAGAAAUCUUCUGUAAUCAUCCACACAGUUGCCAUAUUAAUUUCAAUAGUAUUACUAAUUAAAAUAUUUAUAAAUAUAUGAGAAAUCCUUGUUAAAACCACUAGCCAUAUUAAUUUCAUAUACAAGUAUUAUGUUAUUAUUGUUAUACAGAAUAAGAAAAUAAUAAAGCAAAUAUAAAUCCACAUGUGUUUUUAAUAUA